AUUUUAAUUUGCUUCAACCAUCACGACAACAUUCCACCGCCUCGCGACCGAUCGUCCUCCCCAACACAUCACCACAUAAUCCAUUUCAAAAUUUAAACGUCACCCUCGACAAAUCGCCAAAAAUGGAGAACGACAAGGGAGAUAUUGUGGACCUCUACGUCCCCCGCAAGUGCAGUGCCACCAACCGUAUCAUCAAGGCCAAGGACCACGCUUCCGUCCAGAUCUCUAUCGCCAAGGUUGACGAGAACGGCCGACAGAUCCAGGGAGAGAACCAUGUCUACGCUCUCUGCGGUUUCGUGCGAGCAAUGGGUGAGAGCGACGAUGCUCUAAACCGAUUGGCCCAGCGGGAUGGUCUUCUCAAGAGCGUCUGGAGCGCUGUCCGAUAAAUACCACAUGCAUUAUCAAAAUGGUACGUUGGUUCACGCGUGCGGCAUUUCAACGUAUCGAAGUCCCUAACACAUUCUCAGGGAUUGGUGUUCAUUGGGUGAUUCAUGAUGGUAUGGUUGGCAUGAGGUUAUUAUUGCCAUUGCAUCUAGCCGGUUAGAAGGCCGCUACAUCCGCAUUUCGGAACGAAAUACAAACGAUUUCCUUUCUGCAACUGCUGCAACCUACUUCAAGUUUCUGGCCUUCUGUACAAUCUGUAAUGUGAGAUGAACCUGUGCCCGGCUAGCAAAGUGUUCUCGCGUCCACCUUCGAGUGACUCUAUGGGCGAGGAUUUUGGGGCUACUACGAUAGCCUCCGUGCCGAAUAUUGAUAGUGGCCUUGAAAAAGCUGUGAUGCUCGAGAUGUUCAUCAUGGCACAGAUACGGGUCAAACAAGUCUUGAUAAGUUUUGUUCCUCGUCAUGAAGUGAUUAUGUAAUGUGAUUCGUCGCCUUCGACUACAUCCUAUAUCCUGCCUCCGCAUGC
Molecule: messenger RNA, 907 nt
Organism: Hypoxylon fragiforme
Lineage: Eukaryota; Fungi; Ascomycota; Sordariomycetes; Xylariales; Hypoxylaceae
Product: 40S ribosomal protein S21
Exons: 2
Coding region: 123-386 (87 amino acids)
Biological process (GO): endonucleolytic cleavage to generate mature 3'-end of SSU-rRNA from (SSU-rRNA, 5.8S rRNA, LSU-rRNA); translation; endonucleolytic cleavage in ITS1 to separate SSU-rRNA from 5.8S rRNA and LSU-rRNA from tricistronic rRNA transcript (SSU-rRNA, 5.8S rRNA, LSU-rRNA)
Cellular component (GO): cytosolic small ribosomal subunit; ribosome
Molecular function (GO): structural constituent of ribosome
Source: RefSeq, a predicted model, not a curated record